This is a messenger RNA of Paramecium tetraurelia, 2424 nucleotides long. RefSeq lists its product as uncharacterized. The transcript has 6 exons. Lineage: Eukaryota; Ciliophora; Oligohymenophorea; Peniculida; Parameciidae. Gene Ontology annotation, molecular function: protein binding. The record is from RefSeq and is a predicted model, not a curated record.
AUGGAAACAGUACUUCAAGAGAGUAUACUUGCAUUGACCUUCAAUCACGAGAGAAGUAGUAUAAUCUACUUGGCUCAACCAAUUUUCUAAGGGGAGAACCCAAUAAACGAAUUGAUUGAAUUGGAUUUGCACAAUCAAACAGUAUUGGAGAGAUACAUCAUAUCAAAGCAAUUGCCUAACCAACCACCGUUUAUGCUUAUCACUUCAAGAAGGAAAGGAUAUUUGAUUUUGGCAUUCCAACCAUCCUUGAUGGAGAUAUGGCAAUUGGGAAGCAGUGCACAAGGAUUCAAUCAAUCCAUUUGGUCAGGUGAAACCAAGGGGAGGAGUGGAUACGAAAUUUAGCAUGCUGAUGUGAGCAAUCUGGAUGGCAUUCUAUUCUUUAGUGCUAUAGAUCAAAGAAAUAUUUAUUGUGCCAAUAUUGAUGACACAAUUCAGUCGAAUGGAAAUGAAUUGAAUUUAAGUAAAUUGAGAUUGCCUGAAAGAGUAAGCGUCAACGAUUUGAAAUGUCAUCCUACAGAUUAUAAAAUUUGCAGUGCAUGUUCAGAUGGAUUAGUCAGAGUGUGGAAUCAAACCACUUACACUCAAUUAAAUAGUAUAUAAGAUGAACACAACAUAAUUAUCUCACUGGCAUUCCAACAAGAUGGACAAAAGUUGCUAUGUGGAUGCGAUAAUGGCAAGAUUCUGUGUUAUGAUGCUAAGACCUUAGGAGAUAGAAACAUAUUGUUGGCCAUUUAUUAGUUGGAGUAGAAUCAUAACAAUGGGAUAUUGUGUUUACAUUGGGUAAAUUACAACGGAGCCAUCAAUUGUAGUUAAUUUUUGGCUUAUCUCUAUGAUGGAAAUAUCAAAUUAUUAAAUAUUAAAUUACUUGUACCCUAGGAUAUGAUCAGAGAUCAAAAGGUAUCCAAAUCAAAAAAAUAAGAACUCUUUGGAAGCAUCAAAGAAAUUCAAAAUCUAUUAGCCAUUAAAAAUGAUCUAAAAUACAAUGCUUAGAGACAAUAACCAAAUAUUGGAUUAUCAAAAUUCAUAUAGAUUCAUCCCUAUGCCAAUUUUAUCAGUCUUAAUUCCAUCAAGACAUUGCCAGAUUAAACUCUCCAAAGCUAGAUAUUCUACCAAUACAAAACGUAGAUCAUUCUACUCAAUGAUAACACCAAUCUCUUGGCUGAAUACCCUGUGUGUUCACAAUAGUAUUAGUAUUCCUUUUAGGAACUUUUUCCAGAUGAGAAUAAUCGAAUCUUAACCUAAAGAUACCUCUACUAUAUUGAUCAACACACUAUGGAAAUCAAAUAAUAUUGUCUAGCUAAAGGAAUAUUGAAAUCAAUUGCCAAUCUAAGAUAGAUGAUUUUGGUUGAAAAUCCGAUCUUCUACCAAUUAAGUGUGAGACCAAACUCUCUCAAAUUCGCUCAAAGAACGCAGUUCCUCCUAAGUUAUAAGAUAGAAACAACGUAUAGAUGUUGUACAGUGAUGUCUAAUGAUGGAGUAUUAUCGGAUAACUUAAAGGAAUAUCCUGCCAGAUUUUCCAUGUUCUUAGGUGAAGAAUGUUGGGCGAAUCCUCCAUUGUUUUUGUUGUAUGAGGAUAGAUCAAGCUAUAGUAUAAUAUUCGAGGAUACUCUACCUUAAGAGGAAGAUAUGUUAAAACUAUUGAAUAAAUAAGACAAGGACAAAUUAUAAAACUAAAUGAAACAGUCAUUAAAUUUAAAGGUGUAGAGAAUGUUUUGGACUCCUUUGAGAUCAGGGUUCGUUGUAAUUUACCAGCCAAUGAAUGAAAACAUCUUAAAAUUUAGUAGAAAUAGAAAUCCAGAUAAUAAUCUCUUAGAUCUAUUGAUGUAAAGUGGUUCCGAAAUGAUCUUCAAAUUUGGGAGUGACGAGUAAGUGACAGAUUUAGUCUGGCAGAAGGAUCAAUACAUUGGAGCUGUUGUCACCAUUCAUAAUGUGUAUAUAGUGGAUGAUAGUUUGAAUACUCUUAAAUUGAUAUCACUCCAACCAUAAGUGAAUAAAAAGAAUCGAAUUCUAUUGACAUAUUGGAUGGCUCAGACCUUAAUUCUAUAAACUAAAUUCCACAUACUAUAUGUUUUGCUCAAUGGCACUUGUGCUUCUAUAUAAUCAAUUGAUAAUUAUGAGGAAAAGAAUGUGCUUUCAGCUUUGUUGUGGGAUAGGAUGAUUUUAUUAUGUUAGAGUCAUUCCAAAAAGUAAAAUAAUAUAGAAAUCAAAACUAAAUGGAUCAAUAUUAUCUAACCCAUUUUGCAAGGAUAUAUACACAAUAAAAGAUUCUUUAAUUAAGAUGUAGAUGAACCUACUAUCACAAAAUUGCUAUUGACCUUUGCUAAUCCAAAUAUUGAUUAUUCUCUCAUUAAAGACUUAGAAUAGUAAAAAUAACACAUUAUCAUAAAGAUUCGUCUCAUGUGCCAAGUUUAUUAUUUAACUUGA